This is a messenger RNA of Ambispora leptoticha, 1386 nucleotides long. Lineage: Eukaryota; Fungi; Glomeromycota; Glomeromycetes; Archaeosporales; Ambisporaceae. The record is from the annotation of a GenBank genome assembly.
AUGAACUUCACAUCACUAUUAGGAAACAAUACGGAGCAAAUUCUGAGUUCCGAAAUAAUUUCAAAGACACAUGAGGUGCUGGAAGCAUAUGAAAUUGCCAGAGACGUAUAUAAACAAGCCGGAAAAGCACUUCGAAAUGCUGCCACAAAGGUUGAGGAACUUGGUCAACUUCUUCCAGAGGACAUGUGCAUUCAAUUACCCAAAGAAUUAUUAUACGGACUACCGUCAACUUCGUCUUCAAAAAAGUCAUCAGUUCAAACCUUAUCUUCUCAUAAAUCUCAUGCUACUUUUUCGCUUCCAUCCGUAAGAAAACGAGGAAGAAAAUUACGUCGGCAUCGUCGUCAUUUAGUGAAAAAGAUACGAACUCAAAUAAUCGAGUCGGAAGACGAGUUUAAUGAUAGUACUUCUGAUUAUAAUAAAGACUCUUCAAGCAAUGAGAUGGGAAAUAGUAAAGAAAUUAUCCUGCUAUCAGAUUUAGAAUAUAUCGAUGAUAGCGAGGAAAAAAGUGAGUCUUCAAGAUCAGAAAAAUUGCAAAGCAAUAGAGUGCCCAGUAAGACGAAAGAAUUAGAAGAAAUUUCACCAAUAAUUGGAACGACGAUCGAUUCGAAAACGAAUGAAUCCAAGAAAGGUAUACUUGAACCACCAGCUAGCAAUUUUACUACACCCGAUUUGAGAUCAGAUUAUGGUUUAAAUUCAAAAUCACCCGAAUUACCGAAAUGGGAUCAUAUGACAGAUAAGACAGACGAACCGAAUAGAUCAAUCGAUUCACGAUUAUCACCAAUCUCGGAAAAUUCAUUCCACACGUCACCGAAAAUGAAAAAUGCAUCACACAAUGACGUGAAGAAAAAAUCUGAGUCAAUGACUAGUGAAUCCAGUGUUCUAACAAAUAAAAUGAAUCAUCGAUACGAUCCUUAUCCAACGCCACGACAGCAAUCCUUUGAAUCAACCACAUCAACUGUUUCAUCGUCCAUGGCGACGUCCGGACAGCACGCAACGCUUCAUAGCUUCUUUUUGAAUGGAUUGCCACAUCAAAGUUCAGAUGCAUCAAAUUGGUUUCAAGAGGUUACAAAACACACAUACACACCUCAACCCUUGUCAGCCGAAGAUAAUACAUUAAUUAACGAAUUUAUAAAAUAUGCGGCACCUCGUCUAAAGAAUCCACGAUGUACUCAAUCAGAAAUCGCACGAGAAAUUAUUCUAUUGUCAAAUAACACGUGCAAAAUGUCACAAGGUUCUGUUUCGACGAUGAUGCGACGUAUUUCGGUUCCAAAACCAGCAACCACUAGAAGAGCGAUCCAGAAUUGGAUUAAUAACGAAAGAGCAAAAAAAGAGCACCAGGAAAAAAUGAAUUUGAUGUGGAAAACCACAAACAAUAAUUGGAAAUAA